Molecule: messenger RNA, 942 nt
Organism: Lasiosphaeria miniovina
Lineage: Eukaryota; Fungi; Ascomycota; Sordariomycetes; Sordariales; Lasiosphaeriaceae
Product: B-cell receptor-associated protein 31-like-domain-containing protein
Exons: 4
Coding region: 298-942 (214 amino acids)
Biological process (GO): endoplasmic reticulum to Golgi vesicle-mediated transport; intracellular protein transport
Cellular component (GO): endoplasmic reticulum; endoplasmic reticulum membrane
Source: RefSeq, a predicted model, not a curated record
ACGCGCCCCAGCCACAGCAAUGACGUUGUCGACAUCCCACCCUGGUCUUUCCUUGUACGGGAGCUAGAGCUUCAGCCCACUUCUGCCUGGCUUCUGCACCAACCACGUCACCCAGCGGAGUCUUCCUGUAUUUCUUGCGUCGAAACUGUCCUCACCAGUUCAUCGCCCGCAAGCCCAACAAGACAACAAGGCAACAUCGUGCCUUUGGUCGUCGUGUAAACCGAAUUACGGCCUUUUCUUCCCUUUCCUCUCCAAAAUUUACGAAUAAGCCGAAUCCCGCAAUAACCCUCGCCCAAGAUGACGCUCUACUACACAUUGGUCUUUAUGCUGCUCAUGGCUGAGAUGGGUCUCUUCGUGUUCCUCAUCAUCCCGCUUCCGUUUGCCAUGCGCAGGAAGAUGUUUACCUUCAUAUCCGAAAACCCAUUCGUGGCAAAACUGCAAUACUGGCUGAAGAUUACAUUCGUCUUUAUUCUCAUUCUCUUCAUCGACAGCGUCAACCGCGUCUACCGGGUCCAGGUCGAGCUGGCCGCCGCCGCGGAAAAUAACGGGGGCAAUUCUAGAGGCGCUGCCAUCAUGGGCCACGAGCGACUCGAAGUUCAGGCGCGCAAGUUCUACUCGCAGCGCAACAUGUACCUUUGCGGCUUCACGCUGUUCCUGUCGCUGAUUCUCAACCGGACCUACAUCAUGAUUCUCGAGGUGCUCCGGCUCGAGGAGCGCGUCAAGCAGUACGAGGGCACUGAGAAGAACACUAAGCAGGCCGAGAAGCUGGCCAUGGCCGGCGAGCCCGGCGAGAUUGCCCGCCUCCGCAAGGCCCUUGCCCUCAAGGAGCAGGACCUCGAGAACCUAAAGAAGCAGUCGGCCGGCCUCCACCGCGAGUACGACAGCCUUUCCGAGAAGUACGCCCAGUCCCAGGAGGACGGGACCCCCAAGAAGCUCAAGUAA